This is a messenger RNA of Fusarium subglutinans, 1167 nucleotides long. RefSeq lists its product as uncharacterized. Lineage: Eukaryota; Fungi; Ascomycota; Sordariomycetes; Hypocreales; Nectriaceae. The transcript is spliced from 2 exons. Bases 1 to 1167 code for a protein of 388 amino acids. The record is from RefSeq and is a predicted model, not a curated record.
AUGGGAGCUACGAUUUCCAGCCUAAUGGGCGCGCCCAAGCGGCCUCAGUUUCCUACAGUACCCACUGACCAAGUACUGCCCAUGCAUGCCUUCGAUGAUACGCCGUUUAUGCGAAAAUGUCCAUUGCUGUGGACAAUACGAUUCAAUGAGAUUCUCGACGCCGACAUCUUGAACGAAGCACUCUUGAAACUCUUUGAGAUGGACGGAUGGAGAAGACUUGGCGGUAGAAUACGCCUUAAUGACCAGGGCAAAGCUGAAGUUCAUGUUCCGAAGGAAUAUUCAGCACAAAGACCAGCGGUUCACUUCACCAAGGCUGCUUAUGACAUGCCCUUUGCAGACCACCCCGAAGCAUCCAAACUACCCACUAGAUCAGACGCAAUCGCCUUCUUUCCAAACCCCGCCGAUUUCCAAUCAAUCGGUAUAGGUCCUGGUGCACCAACAACAUUUGAGGACCUUUGCGCCACCGACGUACCACAGUUCUCGCUGCACGUUGUGACAUUCCAAGACGGGACACUUGUAUCACUUACUUUUUCACAUAUGACCACUGACCUAGGCGGACUGUCAGCGGUUCUUGAAGCUUGGUGUUUAAUCCUAGCUGGAAAGCCUGAACAAGUUGCCAAGUUCCCAGGAUACAAAGAUGACGUUAUGGCUGGGCUGUACCGAGCUGAAAGCACGGAGAAAUCCAAAACCGAUGGCUCUCUUCUUUCCGGCUGGAGGCUUGCAGUCUGGGCUCUUAGGGCGGCUUAUGAUGUGUGGAUGUAUCCCCUCGAGUGUCGAACACUGCGUGUGCCAGCCAAGGCUAUCAACGCUAUAGUAGCCGAAGCCAGGAGUGAGGUUUCACUUGAGAAAACUACCGACGGCAGUAAGCCAUUCGUUUCAGAGAAUGAUGUCAUCUUGGGCGAUACGACAACUUCAAUGAUCAUGUCAUCUAACUGGGCCAAGUCGGGGUUCUUGGAUAAGACUGAUUUUGGACCUGCGGUUAUAGGAGGAAGUGGGAGACCUGCGAGGCCAAAUUAUUACCAUAUGGGAAAGCUUACGCCUAUUAUAUUUCCUGUGUCAGUUGGGAUUAAUAUGGGACGGGAUGGGGAUGGGAAUUUGUGGCUUGGUGGUGACUUAUCAGCGGCUUCGUGGGCGACGUUGAUGGAGUACUUGAAGCGGUAUGAAUAG